Molecule: messenger RNA, 474 nt
Organism: Plasmodium vinckei vinckei
Lineage: Eukaryota; Apicomplexa; Aconoidasida; Haemosporida; Plasmodiidae
Product: bis(5'-nucleosyl)-tetraphosphatase [asymmetrical], putative
Exons: 5
Coding region: 1-474 (157 amino acids)
Biological process (GO): ATP biosynthetic process; AMP biosynthetic process
Molecular function (GO): bis(5'-nucleosyl)-tetraphosphatase (asymmetrical) activity
Source: RefSeq, a predicted model, not a curated record
AUGAGUGGAGAUAUUACAAGAGCUUAUGGAAUUUUACUAUGCCGAGUCUUAGGAAAUAUUGGAAUAAAUACCACAAAUAAUAUAAUGAAAAAUAUAGAAUUUUUAUUUUUAAAGGCAUCCUAUGGAACUAAUCAUUGGACUCCCCCUAAAGGAUUAGUUGAAGAAAACGAAGAAGGCUUAACUACUGCAGUUAGAGAGACAGCUGAAGAAACGGGACUAAAUAAGGACAAAUACAAACUCUUAAACUUUGAACAAACUUUAAAAUAUUUGGUUAAUGGGAAACCAAAAGAAACAACAUAUUAUUUAGCUAUUUUAUUAAACAAAGAUGAAAACAUAAUUUUGUCUGAUGAGCACACAGAUUAUAGCUGGAUAAAAAGUGAGCAAUCAAGUGACUAUUCUCUUUCACCAUCCUUACACGAUUUAAUGAUAAAUGCUGAAGAAUAUUUAGCAAAUAAUUCAAACCUUAUACAAUAA